Messenger RNA from Mollisia scopiformis, 880 nucleotides. RefSeq lists its product as uncharacterized. Bases 252 to 785 code for a protein of 177 amino acids. Gene Ontology annotation, molecular function: carbon-sulfur lyase activity. The record is from RefSeq and is a predicted model, not a curated record. Lineage: Eukaryota; Fungi; Ascomycota; Leotiomycetes; Helotiales; Mollisiaceae. The transcript has a single exon.
GUUUCUAGCAACGCGCCCUGGACUUUCUUGGCGCGUAAUAGUGGAGCUUGCUUCGAUCAAACGAACCCCCGCGCCGCUGUCGUGCGCCUUGUGCAUGAUGAGCUGAGGUGAGCUGGCGAGAUAAGACUAGAGUCUCAUAUCUUCUUACAAUUAUCUUGUGAUUUGUAUUUCUGUUCUUGAAUGUAUUAUUUACCAUUUAUCUACAACGAAACUGACUAUUCAUAAAUCAUUGGUUCACCACAAACUUCACCAUGAAAUCCUCCCGCUCAAGCCUCACGCUCGUGGAUAACAAGCCCCCAGCCCUCACCGGCAGCUGCAUGUGCGGAAAAGUCACCUACAGCAGCUCUGUCCUGCCCAGCGACCUGGUAAACUGCCACUGUCAAACCUGCCGCCGCCUCUCCGGAGCGCCUUUCCUCACAUUCGGUCAAUUCCCCGUCUCAGCCAUAACAUGGACGUCAGCCACGGGAGCAAACGCUAUGAAGAAGAUGACUUAUUCGGAUAUAGCGGACCGGACGCAUUGUGCUGAGUGCGGGAGCCCCAUUUCGAUGACCUAUAAGUGUGAGCCGGAGGCGAUCAGUAUCACGGCGGGCACGUUUGAUGAGGAGAGUAUUAGGGGGCAGUUGCCUAGGUUGAAGUCGCAUAUCUUUGUGGAGGAGAAGGUUAAGAAUGAGUGGUAUGAGUUGCCUCCGAAUGAUGGGGUGCCCAAAUACUCAGGCUUCCCUAGUGUUUUCUCGAAGAAGAUUGAAGAGUGGAAGAAGGUGUUGAAGUCACCUGGGUUGGGUUGAGGUGUUGGUUGUGGAUAGAUGAUUUAAGUUGAGCGAGGAGCAAGGUAGACUUGGAUAGAGCUGGCACUUCAUGAACGUGUCUCAAUGGGUUUCAU